Molecule: messenger RNA, 399 nt
Organism: Aureobasidium musti
Lineage: Eukaryota; Fungi; Ascomycota; Dothideomycetes; Dothideales; Saccotheciaceae
Source: the annotation of a GenBank genome assembly
AUGAUCCCUGCUGGGUUCCCAUUCAGCGCAUACGUACGCACGCAAAAGUUUGUCACGGAAGAGUGGAACGCCUUCUUCUCCAAUGGCCGUGCCAAUGUGGAUGGUGGUUGGAGAGGCAUCUUGUAUGCCAACCUGGCAACUAUUCAGCCGGCAGCCAGUUAUGCGUUCUUCUCCGACCCCAAGUUCGAUCCUGCUUAUCUUGAUGGUGGAGCUAGUCAGACUUGGUAUCUGACCUACUCGGCAGCGAUGGGAGGAUCACCGGCUAGUUCUUCGAAGAGAUCGGAGACUGAAGGGGCCUUUGCAGAGGGGGAACCAGCCGAGGAACAGAUGGAAGGAGAGCGAACGACCCAGGCUGUCCAUAAGCACAAAGGUCACAGGCAUGGACGUGUGAAGCUCUGA